GAUCCAGCGAACGGGGCCGGUGACCAGUAAAGCGGGACCGGUGCCCUGUAAAGCGGCGCCGGUACCGCCGUUAUGGAGACGUCGGGGCAUCUCCACGAUUCGGGCGUGGGGGACUUGGAGGAGGAUGGUCGGUGUCCCUGCCCGCUACCGGGGGAUGAACGGUCACCGCCGCCGCCCUCCGCGCUGCCGCCGCUUCAACACAGCCUGUUGCACUCCUCGCCCGGGUCGUUACGGGCCCCUCCUCCUCCUCCCGCCGCCCCCGCCGCCCUCCACCCUUCCUCCCGCCACGGCAGCCAGCUCAACCUCGGCGACCACCCAGCGGGCUCUGGGGUGGCGAGUGGCAAACAUCGGCAGCCCAGCCCCUUGGUCCAUCGGCGGGACAGCAACCCCUUCACCGAGAUUGCCAUGAGCUCCUGCAAGUACAGCGGAGGAGUGAUGAAGCCCCUCAGCCGGCUCAGCGCAUCCCGACGGAACCUAAUCGAGGCUGAGCCAGAGGCACAACCCCUGCAGCUCUUCGGUGCCGGUGGACCUCCGGAGAUCGUUGUCUCGCGUGAGGACAACCACGCACCCACCACCCGCCGUCCCACCCGCCCGCCCGCCCGCCCGGCCCCCACCACCUUUGCCAAGGGGCCCAAGCGCAAGGCGCAAAACAUCGGCUACCGGCUCGGGCACCGCCGGGCGCUCUUCGAGAAGAGGAAGCGCCUCAGUGACUACGCGCUCAUCUUCGGCAUGUUCGGCAUCGUUGUCAUGGUCAUCGAGACCGAGCUCUCCUGGGGGCUCUACUCCAAGGACUCCAUGUUCUCCCUGGCCCUGAAAUGCCUUAUUAGCCUCUCCACCGUCAUCCUGCUGGGCCUCAUCAUUGCCUACCACACACGGGAGGUGCAGCUCUUUGUGAUCGACAACGGAGCCGACGACUGGCGGAUAGCGAUGACCUACGAGCGCAUCCUCUACAUCAGCCUGGAGAUGCUGGUUUGUGCCAUACACCCCAUCCCUGGGGAGUACAAAUUUUUCUGGACAGCCCGCCUGGCUUUCUCCUACACACCCUCUCGGGCAGAGGCGGACGUGGACAUCAUCCUGUCCAUCCCCAUGUUCCUGCGCCUCUACCUGAUCGCUCGGGUGAUGCUGCUGCACAGCAAGCUCUUCACCGACGCCUCCUCACGCAGCAUCGGGGCCCUCAACAAGAUCAACUUCAACACCCGCUUCGUCAUGAAGACGCUCAUGACCAUCUGCCCCGGGACGGUGCUGCUGGUCUUCAGCAUUUCCCUUUGGAUCAUCGCUGCGUGGACAGUCCGCGUGUGCGAGAGGUACCACGACCAGCAGGAUGUAACCAGCAACUUCCUGGGUGCCAUGUGGCUCAUCUCCAUCACCUUCCUGUCCAUCGGCUACGGUGACAUGGUCCCGCACACCUACUGUGGGAAGGGGGUCUGCCUCCUCACUGGCAUCAUGGGUGCUGGCUGCACGGCACUGGUGGUGGCUGUGGUGGCCAGGAAGCUGGAGCUCACCAAAGCUGAGAAGCACGUCCACAACUUCAUGAUGGACACACAGCUGACGAAGCGGAUCAAGAACGCGGCAGCCAACGUCCUGCGGGAAACGUGGCUCAUCUACAAGCACACCAAGCUGCUGAAGAAGAUCGACCAUGCCAAAGUCAGGAAGCACCAGAGGAAGUUCCUACAAGCCAUUCACCAGUUGCGGAGCGUGAAGAUGGAGCAGAGGAAGCUGAGUGACCAAGCCAACACCCUUGUUGACCUCUCAAAGAUGCAGAACGUGAUGUACGACCUCAUCACCGAGCUCAACGACCGCAGCGAGGACCUGGAGAAGCAGAUCAGCGGCCUGGAAUCCAAGCUGGAGCAGCUCAGUGCCAGUUUCAACUCCCUGCCGCUGCUGAUGGCUGACAUGCUGCGGCAGCAGCAGCAGCGCCUGCUCACAGCCAUCCUGGAGGCGCGGGGAGUCGGAGUGCCAGGGGGCACCCCCCAAACGCCUCUCUCCGAGAGCCCCAUCGGUGUCAGCUCCACCUCCUUCCCCACCCCUUACACGAGCUCAAGCAGCUGCUAAAAUGCAGCCCCUCAGCCCCCCGUGGACAGGGGAAGCAAUUUCCGUACAGGUCACGAGGUCUCCGUGAACUUCCUUCUGGUCCUUGAACCGCUGCAGGGCCCUUCAGCUGGAGCCGGUGGGACCGGCAGUGCCGAGCAACGCUUGGAGCUUUGCCAACGCCUUGGUAUCGGGAAUCGCAUCCCUGUUCAGGUGCCUCUACACGUGGUGAAGGAAAGGGGACGGGAGGUGACGCCUCGGGCCGGCCCAUGCUGUGGCGUCUGGUGGCGGACAGAAAACCCACGCUCAAUCUCAGGUCUUCACAUUUGAAAACAAAACAGAACAUCAAGUCAGAAGCACUGAAGCAACGGAGACACCAGAGGGAGAGUUUUUCUCUGCAGGGCACUCCCCUCUCACCAUCGCCAAGCCCCACCAGGCAGAUGCCAACGUGAGGGCUCCUUACGCAGGCUCUGGCUGACGCUGCCCAUGCUCCAUCCCAUAUCCUUGCCAGGACCCACAAGAACCCCCCCCCUCACAUUGCCAGCUGGGUGACAGUUCCUGGCUGUAACCGGCCCGUGGGGGGGUUCUCUGGAGCUGUGAGUGUUUUCUGUCUGGGGAAGAACAAGGGACCCUUCUUUCUGGUCCUCAGUGUCAUACCCUGCCUGUGCCAGAGCCGGGACAGCAGUGCCUACAGCGUGCAGGGCCGCACGGGGCUGCCCCUGGCCAGUGAUGGGGCUGGCGGGCCAGCCCUGGCACCAGAGGGUCUCCAGGUGCCCACAUCACCCCCUUCUGGGGACCCCCCAGCACCUUGAGAAGCCAGUGGGCUCUUUGAGGCAGCCUCAGAAGUGCUGGAUGGAACACUCCAUCAGCACCGGCCAUCUCCACUUGUACCAGGAACAUCCACACUCAAGCCCAGCUGUCAGUGUCGAAUCCACCGGGGCCAAGCGGGAGCUCACUGGCAAGUGAUGCGGUAGCUGGGGUGGGUGCUUCAUCUGUUUAAAACAAAGCCCAUCGGCUUCAUGCCACUUCUGCUGGGUUUGGUGGGGAGCAGCAGCACCCUCUGGAACCGUCUUGGCAAUGGCACUGCCACCCAUGCCUGCCAAAGUGCAGCCCCUCAGCCUCCCUUUUACUUUUUUGCUGGUGUUCAGCUUCCUGAGGUACCCUGGGCAUCAUUUGGCUGCUUCUGGAACCAGCUACUUUCAGUUCUGCUUUCACCAUUUCCCCUUUUUUCCUCCUCAGUUCUGCCCCAGGUUUCCUGGGUCCGUGCAUAGAGCUGUGCAGGGCUCUGACUCUGGAGCUGGUGUUUGCUGCUUUCCAUGAAAACUCAGCAGAGAAUAUUUAUAUAUUUUUAAACAGAUGAAGGAACCGUGUAAUUACUCUGUGCUAUUAAUUACACCUCACCCAGCAGUGUCAGUAAUUGUAAUCAAAGUCACUGUGUUACUCCAGGUAUACUCAGCCUGUAACGUUGUCCUCUGUAAUUUUUUCCCUUCCAUAAAUAACGCUGGAUUUUGUGCACACGCAGGGGCAGAGGCAACACCGCCCUCCCACACCACCACCUCCCCACAGCCAAUGCCGAGGAAAUUCUUUGCUGCCGGUGGUGUGAGGUGGUUACGCUCCUUGUACCGUGCAAUUAGAGUGGCAUAGAAAACAAGCAGUAGUUAGUGAGGAGGGCUGCCAGCCUGCUGGCCCCAGGAGGAGGAGGAGGAGGAGGAGGAGGAGGA
Molecule: messenger RNA, 3749 nt
Organism: Myiozetetes cayanensis
Lineage: Eukaryota; Metazoa; Chordata; Aves; Passeriformes; Tyrannidae
Gene: KCNN3
Product: potassium calcium-activated channel subfamily N member 3
Exons: 8
Coding region: 73-2052 (659 amino acids)
Biological process (GO): potassium ion transmembrane transport
Cellular component (GO): plasma membrane; neuronal cell body; neuron projection
Molecular function (GO): small conductance calcium-activated potassium channel activity; calmodulin binding
Source: RefSeq, a predicted model, not a curated record